AUGAUGAACAUUCCUAAAACUCGCAGAACUUUCUGUAAAAAAUGUGGCAAGCAUCAACCCCACAAAGUGACACAGUAUAAGAAGGGCAAAGAUUCUCUGUAUGCCCAGGGAAAGUGGCAUUAUGACAGGAAGCAGAGUGGCUACGGUGGGCAGACUAAGCUGAUUUUCUGGAAAAAGGCUAAAACUACAAAGAAGAUUGUGCUGAGCCUUGAGUGUGUGGAGCCCAACUGCAGAUCUAAGAGAAUGCUGGCUAGUAAGAGAUGCGAGCAUUUUGAAUUGGGAGGAGAUAAGAAGAGAAAGGGCCAAGUGAUCCGGUUCUAAGCAUCUUUUGUUUUAUUAUGAAGACAAUAAAAUCUUGAGGUUAUGUUCACUUCUUUUGGUUGCGGUUGAUCUUUUGGAAGGAAAUAAACUAGAGUCAUCAAUAAAAUUUCCCUUGUGGGGAA
This is a messenger RNA of Propithecus coquereli (Coquerel's sifaka), 443 nucleotides long. RefSeq names its product 60S ribosomal protein L36a-like. The transcript has a single exon. Gene Ontology annotation, cellular component: cytosolic large ribosomal subunit; ribosome. Lineage: Eukaryota; Metazoa; Chordata; Mammalia; Primates; Indriidae. The record is from RefSeq and is a predicted model, not a curated record. Gene Ontology annotation, biological process: translation. Gene Ontology annotation, molecular function: structural constituent of ribosome. The coding region runs from base 1 to 321 and encodes 106 amino acids.